AUGUUUCACUAUGUGAUCAUGGACAAGAAGCCGUUGAUCGUUCAUCUCAACGGCCCGGAAGGAUCUAGCUCAGAAAGACCAUCCGCCUGUCAAGUGACUGCUCCCUUCUGUGGAGUUUCUUCGUCAACCACUUGCUCAAGUGUGCACAGCUUGACCGCCAGUCUCCAGUCAGCCCGCGUCAAGUACGCCACUAGCAUCUGCAUCUACAAUGUCACUCACGACCAAGAGUUAUGGACAGUCUCCCCGUAUCCUUCACAUCUUCAGCCUACCACAACCCUCAUUUACAGUAAACGCCUCCGUCGAAGCUCGGCUCUUGGCCAACCUACAGACUCUCACUUAUUUCCUGAGACCGAACCGAAACUCAACAGACCCCUGACAGUUCAUCAACUCGGCACUUGUCGAGUUCGGGAUCAUCUGCUUGGCUCGCUCGAUGCCCAAGAAGGUCCAGAUACUAGUGAUCCAAGCGAAAGCUUCGGAUGUGCGUCUGUACCGGAAUUGUAG
Messenger RNA from Fusarium fujikuroi IMI 58289, 501 nucleotides. RefSeq lists its product as uncharacterized. The record is from RefSeq and is a predicted model, not a curated record. Lineage: Eukaryota; Fungi; Ascomycota; Sordariomycetes; Hypocreales; Nectriaceae. Bases 1 to 501 code for a protein of 166 amino acids. The transcript has a single exon.